AAGGCGAAUCUCUUGUCACAAUAUCGCACACCGGUCCGCAUUCAUUUUAUUCGCCAUUUUUAGGGUUUUAUUUUCAGAUAGGUAACGUGCCGUACCGCACCAGCCUGGUUCCGAAUCGGGUCGGACAGGCCAGUGGAAAAGGGGAGGUCUCCCAUCCAAGUACUGACCAGGUCCAGCCCCGCUUAGUUUCUGAGAUCUGACCAGAGCCGGCUUUCAGGGUGGGAAGGCUGUGAAGCAUCUUGUUUUGUAAGGUUGCAUUUGAAACCUUGGCUGGGACCAACUCAAAAUGACAACCCGCUCACCUCACUUAUCAAAACUGUAUUUCAUAGAGUUAUCUUUCUCUUUUUUGUAAGUAUCUCAUUUCUUCUACUCAUAAAAAGAAAACGCUAUUGAAUACAGUUUUGUAAGUGUGAUUAGCGGGUUGUCAAAGUUUUGAUUUUGCCAUAUGUAUUCAAUAUAAAUCACACCGCAUUAAUACAAUGAAACUUACGCGUCGUGACCUGUAUUGCAUUCUAACUUUGUUCUGUAUUGUAUUCCUUUUAGAAAAGUGUCGGUAAUUUGUGUUGAAGCCGCUGAGCCCACGUGCCUGUAAAACUUUCAGUUUUGUUUUCAGAAAAAAAGCAGCUGCGCGGAAUAAGGCUUGUGAAAUAUGAUGAAAUAGUUUUCAGUACCGGUAGUAGCUAUAACAAGCUCGCAGGUUCCUGUUCCCGAACGGACGUCUGAAGUACCGUAUCCCAGGCAGAACGAAAACCAAUUUAAAAACACCCAAAUAAAAAAAAAAAAUAGCUCUCCUCCAUUUGAAACUUACCAGCAGAACUCAUGGAUAAGACUCCCCAAGCAUCCGUCGCCCCUGUGGAACAUAAAGUGUCUAGGAAGUCACAUUGAGAUUAAGACCUCUUUCACAGGCGAGACCCAGCCAAGAAAGGCAACAGCAACACAGUACGAAACUACAGAGUGCAUUAAAACACAGGCAAGUCACACUCAGAACAGGAAACAAAUCAUUAAAAGUCAAAACUGGUGGACUAGUUAAAACACGCACAACUCUCAGUCAGAAAACCAUGCAGCUUAAUCUUAGAUUGGACUACCCAGCUAACCAUAUAGGGUUGUGGGGAUAUUGCAACAAUAUUGCACUUCUGCUUUGGCAAUGGAACAAAGUCAUGUACUAGCCAUGCAAAUGGGUAGACUCCAGGGGGAGCUGUCAAAACAUUGGACAAUAACGUAUAAUGACAUGGUCUAACAACCACAUGGUCAAUCACAUUGAAACAAUGUUGCACUUCGGUUGCAAUAACAGAACAAUACAACGUAUGGCCAUGCAAAUCUGUAGACUCCAGGGGGAGUUAUGAAAACAUUGGACAAUAACGUUGCAAAAUGACAUUUAUAGCACUACAGUCCCUUACCAUAUAUCACCCUUAUAUCAGCCAUUGUAAUAAUAAUCAUUAAUAAUCACGUGUUCCUAUGUGUUGCUACAGCUGUUUAAAUGAGGUGUGUGUUUUGUGUUAGAUAUUUUUACCACUUUUUUUACAUUUUUAAAUUUCCGUUCAGUUUCCAAGAUGGCGUCUCAGGUACCCUUCAGGAGAAUUUCAGAACUACUUUUCCCAUGAUCCUCCCAUUCACGUAUGUAUGAUGGGGAUGAUAGGGAAAUGUAGUUCCUGAAAUACUCCUGAAGAGUACCUGAGACGCCAUCAGUUUCCUACAGCUGUGUCUGUUUUGAAUACAGCUUAGUUUGUGUGAGAAGAAACCAAGCUUGUCAUUGAGCAAUCUUUAGCUAUCAGAAGCAUAAUCAACAAGUACAGAGAAACAUCUGUAAUUGACAAGCCCAGGACUGGAAGACCCAAAAAGCUGUCUGACAAGGAUGAGCAGUACUUGAAGAUAAGAUCCUGAAGGACAGAGGCCACUUUCCAGUUGUUGGUCGUCUCACAUACUGUCUUCGAUUAGAUCCACCUUAGACCAUUGUUUCAUAGUCCAGUUUCUGUGUCCUUGUGCAGAUUUGAGCCUUUUAGUCUUGGUCCAUUUGUUAACACAGGUUUUCUAACUGCAACACAUCCUGAUUUCACAAGCGACCUUUGUACUGUUGAUGGAUGGGCGACAACAUGCCCCCCCCCCCCUUAGAAAUGGAUUCUUAUUGUGUCCUCGUCACCCCGAAACAUUGAAGCCAUCAGUGCAGGUACGAAAGUCUGGCACGUGAUUGGCUUAAAGGGUGGCCUCAGAGCAUCAUGGUAUCAGAUCUCUCAGCAUAGCAGUGUUUCAGAGUGAGAACAUGGAAACUCUUAUUGCUGUCUGACUGUACUGUACGCGGUGAUUUUCUUUUGGUGAAUUACGGCAGCAAAGCCCCCGCGACACUGAUCGCUGCAUUGUUCCUUUGUUAGGGUGAAGGAGAAUGAAUUGAUGCCCCCUUCCCUGAUUCGGAACGGCAGUGGAAUAAGAUCCUAGCGCAGCGCUGCUUGUUUUUUAUUCCAUGCAGCGAGCAGCAGCUGCACUCACUCUCUGCGCUCUCUCAUAUGAAAUGCACAGCACUCUGAAUGGUCGUGACGGGGUGCAGAUGUGGGAUGUUUUCCCAGGCCUCCAGAGUUGGUGUUGGGUUUCGUUGGGUUUCAAGACUAUGAGGAAGGCAGUCGUGUUCCACCAUUGUUCCAAAUAAACACUAAAAAUAGAGUCCCAACAGAGUGGCCCGAUGGUUAGUUGAAGACAGGGAGGUAGUAGGGGCAGCAGUGUGGAGUAGUGGUUAGGGCUCUCGACUCUUGACCGGAGGGUUGUGGGUUCAAUCCCCAGUGGGGGACACUGCUGCUGUACCCUUGAGCAAGGUACUUUACCUAGAUUACUCCAGUAAAAACCCAACUGUAUAAAUGGGUAAUUGUAUGUAAAAAUAAUGUGAUCUCUUGUAACAAUUGUAAGUCGCCCUGGAUAAGGGCGUCUGCUAAGAAAUAAAUAAUAACAUUUGAGCCUUCUGCCAGUUCUGUUGUCAAUUCAAUGCUUGUAUUCUUUCUAUUCCUGAAGGGUAUUGUGUAAGGUAUAAACCACGGCGGGCGGUUCUCAUCAUAUGUACCAUGAGUGGGCCUUUAACCACCCCAGAAGUGGUAUAUAUCAUCAGAACAGCAUAGCCCGAAGUGGUUUAUACCAUUUCUAACACGGCUACCUGUCAUUUGUGGGAAGAAAAAUAAUUAAAAUGUAUUUAAAUUAAGACAAAACCAGAAACUUUGAUUGUGUAUCCAUCCGCAGUGUAAUAUAGUCCCACAUUGAAUGUAAUUCAUUAUUUGCUUUAAAAAUAAAUUGCACAUGUUCGUUUAUUGUGAAUUUCUGCAUCGAAAGUGCCAUUUCACUAGAAACUAGAGGACUGAGAACAAGCUGUGAUGAUGGGCAGAGUUUCAGACGACAGUAAGGAAGGGGAGCAGCUGUGAUGGCGACUGAAGCCGGAUCAUAAAAGCGAGCUUGUGAACUCGUUGUAUGCAAGGCACACAUAUUCUAGUACAUUUUCAUCCUUUUGGAUCUCAAAAUCUGUUUUUUUAGUUGUCGGACACCCUUGCGUCCCGCAGACACUUCAAAUCCAGGCCGGUGAUUCAGGAGCUGGUGUCUGGCCUUGUCUUUACCUGCUUUUCUAACAGUUUUCAUGAUAAAUAAAUAAAUUAUUGCUGGUUUUAAACUCACGGUCAGCAGAGAUGUUAAAACUUUUACUGUUAAAAUAUGGAUUUAUUCCAGCUCAGCAUUAUACAACGGGAGACUGAAUAGAGGUCCCCAGUUGAGCUUCUUGCAUAAAAUUCCCUUAAUGAUUUUUUGGACAUAAUUUCCAUAUUUUUUCUUUAAGUACAUUAACCAGCCCAUGCUGUAGUUUUUGAUUUUUUUUUCAAUCUUUGUUUUCUUCUGUUUCAUUUAGCUGUUCCUCAUCUACUGUUAUGGGUCUACUCUUACUGGAGCACUUAUUUUAUUUAUUUAUUUUCAAAUGACUGCUGUCUUCACUCACAUAAGUUGGUGUUGUACCAGUUAUGUGGAAAAUAGUUAAUAGGUGAAAUGCCACUCAUUUUUGGCAGUGGAUUUGUAACUAAUAACAAAUAAAAUGGCAGUUUGUCAUGGAAUUUAGAAAGCAGUGGUGCGUAGUGAUUUAUUCAGUGUGAAGCGGCUCAUUAGUAUGCAAGCUGUGCUAUACGCUAUAUAUACGCACGGUCAUGUGAUGCUGUUUAACCAAUCAGAGGUUGUUAUUUCUUCUUGUAAUCAGGUGCUUCAUUGCAUAUUCUUCCUGGGUCACAUUCACAAAAAUCCUGUUCCACCGGAGAGCUUCUUCACCACAGAAGAAAACAUACAGCAGUACAAGGAGCUGUUCCCCAGGGCGUUCCAGCAGUAUGCCAACCAUCUACCCACCCGCACCCCCUUUUCCAUCCUGCUUGCUCUGGUUUUGAGGAGGAACGGUUCUACAAACAGUAAGGCUAUACUGAACAGUCUGGCCCAAAUUAAGAAAGCAUUGCAGGACAAUGACCAAGCUGAAAACAACUACACUCUCACAGCCACGGUCAUCACUGAGUGCUACUUAAAAGAAGAAGGACAGAAGCGGUUCUAUGGCGCGUCCCUGUCUUGUAGUGGCGGUGUAGAGACUAGGGUCAUGAUUGCCCUCUCAUGCAUCCAGACCUGGAACGAGGCUGUAGCACAUGCAGUCUGGAAUACAGAGAAGAAAAGAAAAGGUUACAUCAGAUUUCCAAAAGAUGUGUUUUGCACAGCCUAUAAAAUAGAUCCUGAAUCAGACUCCUAUGUCACGAUAGCCCCAUGUAGUAAAUGCUACACAAUCUUUACCGGCGUCACAUUCAAGCCUCCUUUUUCUGGUGAAAGAGACAGCGAGAGGUUUCGUUUUGGAAACUGUGCUGAAACCGAGUCUCUGAGUCACCUCCUUGAUGCAGAAAAAAAUGUCAGGAAUGAAACUAGAGCUUAUUUAAGUGGAAAAGAGGUCACUGUCGACAGAGCCAGCAUCAUAAAAGAUGCAAAGUUGAAAGCUAAAGAACUGCUGGGACCAAGACAUUUUGAAAUAACGGGUGACAUAUUUAAAUUCUUUCCAGUCACAAUGAACGGGCUGCCUGAAGUCUAACCCUUACUGCAGCAGUGUGGCGUACCGGUUAGGGCUUUGGACUCUUGACCGGCGGGUCGUGGGUUCAAUCCCAGGUGGGGGACACUGCUGCUGUACCCUUGAGCAAGGUACUUUACCUAGAUUGCUCCAGUAAAAACCCAACUGUAUCAAUGGGUAAUUGUAUGUAAAAAUAAUGUGAUCUUGUAACAAUUGUAAGUCACCCUGGAUAAGAGCAUCUGCUAAGAAAUAAAUAAUAAUAAGAAGAAGAACAAUUAGUUGGUUCAUGUAUGAAUAAUGGAGACUUACACAAGAGUUUCAUCAUCCUUUACAUAGAUCGCACUCAAAUAUAUACCCAGAUCCACACAUCCACUGCAUAUUCAACACAGAAAACAAUACACAUUGAAGCCCAUCACUGCCAGUACUCUGUAUAAGUGUUGCAUAAAGUUUAAUUAACCCACUAAAACAAAGAUUUCAAUUAAAAGUGUGAGCAUGAGUAUAAUACACCAAGUUUAAGGUCAGCUUUGGCUAGCAAACACUUGCUGCUAAACUACCCAAAUAGCUCUCUUCUUUUAAAGGUCUAAUUAACAGCGGAUCAUCAAACUAUAAAUAUUAAUACUUACCACUUUAUUUCCAUAUUAGCAUUAAGACCCGGUAUCGUUUUUUUUUUGUUUGUUUUCUCGCAUUCUGGAGCUCAAAUUUAAAGAUUCAAAAAUACAAAUGUAUUCUUCUAAAAAGUGCAUCGUAAAUACGAAGAAAUACAGUAUAUUCCCCAGCAGAUUGAGAGGAACGGUAGUUCCUCGUACAAGUUAGAAAAACUUGUUUGAAACUACCGAGAGUCUCUGUACAGCUCCAAGAGUUUAGCUGUUUUCACCAUGUUAUCAUCCCCCCAUCUCGAGAAUGGUGCUGUUUAAUAUCUCCAGUCCCUUUUCCAUCUCCACUAUCACCCCCCCUCGAGAAUGGUGCUGUUUAAUAUCUCCAGUCCCUUUUCCAUCUUCACUAUCACCCCCCCUCGAGAAUGGUGCUGUUUAAUAUCUCCAGUCCCUUUUCCAUCUCCACUAUCAUCCCUCGCCCCCCUCGAGAAUGGUGCUGUUUAAUAUCUCCAGUCCCUUUUCCAUCUCCACUAUCACCCCCCCCUCGAGAAUGGUGCUGUUUAAUAUCUCCAGUCCCUUUUCCAUCUCCACUAUCACCCCCCCUUGAGAAUGGUACUGUUUAAUAUCUCCAGUCCCUUUUCCAUCUCAACUAUCACCCCCCCUUGAGAAUGGUGCUCUUUAAUAUCUCCAGUCCCUUUUCCAUCUUCACUAUCACCCCCCCUCGAGAAUGGUGCUGUUUAAUAUCUCCAGUCCCUUUUCCAACUCCACUAUCGCCCCCCCUCGAGAAUGGUGCUGUUUAAUAUCUCCAGUCCCUUUUCCAUCUCCACUAUCAUCCCUCGCCCCCCCCUCGAGAAUGGUGCUGUUUAAUAUCUCCAGUCCCUUUUCCAUCUCCACUAUCACCCCCCCUUGAGAAUGGUGCUGUUUAAUAUCUCCAGUCCCUUUUCCAUCUCCACUAUCAUCCCUCGCCCCCCCCUCGAGAAUGGUGCUGUUUAAUAUCUCCAGUCCCUUUUCCAUCUCCACUAUCAUCCCUCGCCCCCCUCGAGAAUGGUGCUGUUUAAUAUCUCCAGUCCCUUUUCCAUCUCCACUAUCAUCCCCCCUUGAGAAUGGUGCUGUUUAAUAUCUCCAGUCCCUUUUCCAUCUCCACUAUCGCCCCCCCCUCGAGAAUGGUGCUGUUUAAUAUCUCCAGUCCCUUUUCCAUCUCCACUAUCACCCCCCCCUCGAGAAUGGUGCUGUUUAAUAUCUCCAGUCCCUUUUCCAUCUCCACUAUCACCCCCCCUUGAGAAUGGUGCUGUUUAAUAUCUCCAGUCCCUUUUCCAUCUCCACUAUCAUCCCUCGCCCCCCUCGAGAAUGGUGCUGUUUAAUAUCUCCAGUCCCUUUUCCAUCUCCACUAUCACCCCCCCCCUCGAGAAUGGUGCUGUUUAAUAUCUCCAGUCCCUUUUCCAUCUCCACUAUCACCCCCCCCUCGAGAAUGGUGCUGUUUAAUAUCUCCAGUCCCUUUUCCAUCUCCACUAUCACCCCCCCUUGAGAAUGGUGCUGUUUAAUAUCUCCAGUCCCUUUUCCAUCUCCACUAUCACCCCCCCCCCUCGAGAAUGGUGCUGUUUAAUAUCUCCAGUCCCUUUUCCAUCUCCACUAUCAUCCCUCGCCCCCCUCGAGAAUGGUGCUGUUUAAUAUCUCCAGUCCCUUUUCCAUCUCCACUAUCAUCCCCCCUUGAGAAUGGUGCUGUUUAAUAUCUCCAGUCCCUUUUCCAUCUUCACUAUCACCCCCCCUCGAGAAUGGUGCUGUUUAAUAUCUCCAGUCCCUUUUCCAUCUCCACUAUCGCCCCUCCUCGAGAAUGGUGCUGUUUAAUAUCUCCAGUCCCUUUUCCAUCUCCACUAUCACCCCCCCCUCGAGAAUGGUGCUGUUUAAUAUCUCCAGUCCCUUUUCCAUCUCCACUAUCACCCCCCCUUGAGAAUGGUGCUGUUUAAUAUCUCCAGUCCCUUUUCCAUCUCCAAUAUCAUCCCUCGCCCCCCUCGAGAAUGGUGCUGUUUAAUAUCUCCAGUCCCUUUUCCAUCUCCACUAUCACCCCCCCCUCGAGAAUGGUGCUGUUUAAUAUCUCCAGUCCCUUUUCCAUCUCCACUAUCACCCCCCCUUGAGAAUGGUGCUGUUUAAUAUCUCCAGUCCCUUUUCCAUCUCCACUAUCAUCCCUCGCCCCCCUCGAGAAUGGUGCUGUUUAAUAUCUCCAGUCCCUUUUCCAUCUCCACUAUCACCCCCCCCUCGAGAAUGGUGCUGUUUAAUAUCUCCAGUCCCUUUUCCAUCUCCACUAUCACCCCCCCCUCGAGAAUGGUGCUGUUUAAUAUCUCCAGUCCCUUUUCCAUCUCCACUAUCAUCCCUCGCCCCCCUCGAGAAUGGUGCUGUUUAAUAUCUCCAGUCCCUUUUCCAUCUCCACUAUCACCCCCCCCCUCGAGAAUGGUGCUGUUUAAUAUCUCCAGUCCGUUUUCCAUCUCCACUAUCAUCCCUCGCCCCCCUCGAGAAUGGUGCUGUUUAAUAUCUCCAGUCCCUUUUCCAUCUCCACUAUCACCCCCCCCUCGAGAAUGGUGCUGUUUAAUAUCUCCAGUCCCUUUUCCAUCUCCACUAUCACCCCCCCUUGAGAAUGGUACUGUUUAAUAUCUCCAGUCCCUUUUCCAUCUCCACUAUCAUCCCCCCUUGAGAAUGGUGCUGUUUAAUAUCUCCAGUCCCUUUUCCAUCUUCACUAUCACCCCCCCUCGAGAAUGGUGCUGUUUAAUAUCUCCAGUCCCUUUUCCAUCUCCACUAUCACCCCCCCCUCGAGAAUGGUGCUGUUUAAUAUCUCCAGUCCCUUUUCCAUCUUCACUAUCACCCCCCCUCGAGAAUGGUGCUGUUUAAUAUCUCGUCCCUUUUCCAUCUCCACUAUCAUCCCUCGCCCCCCCCUCAAGAAUGGUGCUGUUUAAUAUCUCUAGUCCCUUUUCCAUCUCCACUAUCACCCCCCCCCCCCCCUCGAGAAUGGUGCUGUUUAAUAUCUCCAGUCCCUUUUCCAUCUCCACUAUCAUCCCUCGCUCGCCGCUCCUUCACUGGGACCUUGCUUGUUGAUGGGGCUUCACUGACAAACUGCAGCACACAGGCUUCUGGAAUCUCUUCUGCUUCAAGUUUACCUGCCCAGGGAUUAAGCUGAACAUUUCAUUCAUCUACCUUCCAUUAAAAACAACAACACAGGGAUAUACAUUAGGAGUGACCAGCUCUGUUCCUGAAGUUCUGCAAAUAGUGACCAGGGAAAUGAAUCAUUAAUCACAAUUCAUCUAAUUUAUAUUUCAAUACAGCUACAUUAUAGAAACCCAUGUCAAUAGAAUUCAUCACUAAAUUAUGAUUUAUGACUUUUGAUUAUUGAAUAAUAUUUAUUGGCUUUGUGAAACCUUAUUAUUUGUGAUUACUGUUAUUAUUUGUGUCGUAUACUGAUUUGCUCUUAAUUGUGUUGUGAUUCUUGAAAUAUGUAUAUUUAGUGGCCCUGGAUAAGGACAU
This is a messenger RNA of Acipenser ruthenus (sterlet), 9144 nucleotides long. RefSeq lists its product as uncharacterized. Bases 4121 to 5065 code for a protein of 314 amino acids. NCBI's taxonomy places the organism in Eukaryota, Metazoa, Chordata, Actinopteri, Acipenseriformes, Acipenseridae. The record is from RefSeq and is a predicted model, not a curated record. The transcript has 5 exons.